Messenger RNA from Darwinula stevensoni, 2895 nucleotides. NCBI's taxonomy places the organism in Eukaryota, Metazoa, Arthropoda, Ostracoda, Podocopida, Darwinulidae. The record is from the annotation of a GenBank genome assembly.
UUUGCAGGGUUUCCUUGAGAUAUAUAUAUAAUCAACAUAUCUCAAUGUGAUGAUUGAAGAUGAAAGUGAAUAGAAAUCCCUCAGUGGCAGCUAAGUUUCUGAACCAAGUGCUAAUAUCAUGCUAAGGGAUGUUCAUUGUGGAGUGAGAACCAGCACACGCAGGACUAGGAAAAGGAUUUUCGUAAAUAUUGAGAAUAAAAUUCCAACAUUAUGAGCUGAUAAGUGAGAGACAGGUAAAGACAUAUCUGUGAUGUCUGCUUCUCCGACAUUUGUCGACAAAAUCGACCCUUUUGCAAAGAGGUCGAUGAAAAAGAAGCAAAAGAGAUCCCAAGGUUCAUCAAGAUAUCGAACUGGCCAGGAAGUAGAGCUUCAGCCUUUGCCUUUGAUAAAAGAUGUUCCUGCUUCAGAACAGGAAGAGCUCUUUAUCCGCAAGCUUCGUCAGUGCUCUGUCUUCUUUGACUUCAUGGACCCAGUGGCUGACUUGAAGGGCAAAGAAAUAAAGAGAGCAACUCUCAAUGAGCUUGUGGAUUACAUCACUGCAGGACGAGGGGUGCUCACUGAACCUGUGUAUCCAGAAAUAAUCAAGAUGAUAUCAUGCAACCUGUUCAGAACUCUCCCACCAAGUGACAACCCUGACUUUGAUCCUGAAGAAGAUGACCCUACUCUGGAAGCAUCAUGGCCACAUUUGCAGCUCGUGUACGAAUUCUUUCUCCGCUUCUUGGAGUCCCCUGACUUUCAGCCUGCUGUUGCCAAGAGGGUCAUUGAUCAGAAGUUUGUUCUGCAGCUUCUGGAUUUGUUUGACAGUGAAGACCCAAGAGAACGAGAUUUCCUCAAAACUGUACUCCACAGAGUCUAUGGGAAGUUUCUGGGCCUUAGAUCCUUCAUUCGGAAACAGAUCAAUCAUAUCUUUCUCAGAUUUAUCUAUGAAACAGAGAAGUUCAAUGGUGUGGCAGAGCUAUUAGAGAUCCUUGGAAGCAUCAUCAAUGGCUUCGCCUUACCAUUGAAGACAGAACACAAGCAAUUUCUAUGCAAAGUGCUGAUCCCUCUUCACAAAGUCAGGUGCUUAUCCAUGUAUCAUGCCCAGCUGGCAUACUGCAUUGUCCAAUUCUUGGAAAAGGACCCCACACUCACUGAACAGGUGAUCAAUGGGCUAUUGCGGUAUUGGCCCAAGACGUGUUCCCAGAAGGAGGUCAUGUUCCUAGGUGAAAUUGAAGAGAUCUUGGAUGUGAUUGAGCCAGCUCAGUUCCAGAAGAUUCAGAAACAGCUCUUUCAGCAGAUUUCGAGAUGCGUGUCUAGUCCACAUUUCCAAGUUGCUGAAAGGGCCCUUUAUUUCUGGAACAAUGAGUAUAUCAUGUCCCUGAUAGAAGAGAAUAAUGCUGUGAUCAUGCCCAUAAUGUUCCCCGCUCUGUAUAGAAUCUCCAAGGAACAUUGGAACCCUACAAUAGUAGCUCUAGUCUACAAUGUUCUGAAAACUUUCAUGGAGAUGAAUUCCCGCCUCUUCGAUGAACUCACAUCAUCUUAUAAAGCGGAAAGGCAAAAGGAAAAGAAGCGAGAGAAGGACAGGGAUGACCUAUGGAGGAAGCUUUCUGAGCUGGAAUUGAAUGACAGGCAACUGAAAAAGUCCAGUGCAAGCACUUCCUCGUCAAGCAAUGCCACAGUUAGGGUGGAACACCCGGUCAAAGUGGAACACCCAACUUCAUAAAUCUCCCGCAUCCUGGAUGCUAGGCACUGUUUUUUUCUCUUUGUUUUUUUCCCCUCCUCCUUCCAUCUACUUUCAACAGCACGAGUGAGGGAUCUAACUUCUGAGGAGCUGUUUCUGUGAGCAUCGACUUCUAAUUUCUUUUUCUUGCUCAUUGAUCGAUCCGAUACGAGGUGUAAUGUUUUUAGAGCUGAUGGAUUGAACUUCAAAAUAAUGCAAAGAAUUGAAUAUCAAAUGGACUGCUUUCCUCCCAUUUGUUGCUGUCAGCCUUAUAUCUGUGUUCUAUGGCUUUUUAUCAUAUCUGGGUGCCAUUCUCAAGGAAAGAGUAACUUGAGAGAUUUUGAACAUAGUUUGUCAUCACCCUUGUCAGAUUCAUGAUUGUGUCUCUUGAUUCCUUCAGUGACUUUGCACAUUACAAUCCUUUGACUAAUUUUGUCAUGAUUAAUUCUGAUUUUGGUGCUUUUAUAUUGUGGCAUUAUAAGUUUCAGCCCAGCAAGAGGAAGUGUGCUAAGUUUUUUGAUUCAUGGAUGACAAUAACUAUCCUAUGCCAUCCCUUCAUUCAAUACUGAAUCAAUUCUGCCAAGUUAUUGAACUUCUAAGUUUAUGGCUCAUUGUAAACAAGAUGGUUGAUCCUCGUGGAGUUGGGGACUGAUGCUCAUGCAAGACAGUGAUGGUCAUCAUGUUGAGGAAAAAGAUUCUACCAGGAGCACCUGUUAUAGGGUUUUCAGUCUGCAUGCUAGGCUUUUGUGCAGAGAAACCAUUUUGAUUCACCCUCCUAGGUAUUGUUUCAUUCCUGUUCUCUUUAACUAUAUGAGGUUCUCAGCUGCUGUUAGUUUGGGGGAGGAUUUUUCUUUAUAUUCUGUCUCUCUUUCCUUGUGACUCGAGUGAAAGGAUCUUUUUCCAGGAUAAGCAUAAGCAUCCAGAUGUGUUCCACACGAACAGCAAGAAAAUGUCGUUCAGGGGGAUGAGGAGAAGGCAGAGGGGAAACAUGAACUAUAUAAUGAUUGAUUCAAGGGUUUAUUUUUGUCCUUUUUUUGUCGUGAUUCAGUUGCCUCCUCCUCCUCCUUCAACCCCUGCUGCUAUUUCUGCCGGCAUUAUCCCUGUCUCUAUUGGCUGUCUUGUGUGGAAUGCUACUUAGUUUACAUUCAGUGAGAUGAGUGAAAUAAAGGAUUCAGACAACUGUUUCCAUAUGGACA